GGGGAUUUUUUCUUAUUGGGGGGGUGGGGGGAGGUUGUUAAAAAAUAAAUAUAAGGGCGGCCAUCUUUGUUUCUCUGCCUUGUAGUGUAAAAUAUUCUAAAACGCCCCCCACUUUUUGUGAGUCGAUUUGAAUAUUACAUAAAUAUCAUAAUUCGGAAGGGAUACACUUUUAGAUCUCGCGGAACUGGGUCACCGACGGGAAUAUAAUGUCCUCUCUUCUCCGUUCUUGUGAGGAAGAUGAGGGCACGGCGGUUAAUUCCGAGGGAGGAGAUUUUGAUGAAGAAGAAGACGACGGAGACCUGGACGCAAGCGACAUAAACUCGCCGGCGGCGCCUAGAGAAACUGCAGCGAGAGCCGCGCCAGAUGAUGGAGACGAUGUCUGUGGCAUAUCAGACAGGGACAGUCUGGGAAAAAAGAAACGAGGCCCCAAGAAAAAGAAAGAAACAAAGAAGAAAGACAAAGAGAAGGAAGGCAAGAUGGCCAAAGCGAGAAAGCGCAAAAAAAUUGAGAGUGACAUAGAAAGAGACUCAGAGGUUGACUAUGGCGUGAACUCUGACAGUGCUGCCAGCGAUUAUGGAGGAGAGAAGAAAAAGAAGAAGAAACACAAGGACAAAAAAGAGAAGAAAACCAAGAAAAAGAAGAAGGACGAUGAGGACAGCACACAUGAAGAGACCACAAAGCCAAUAGAGCUGAAGACAUCGGCCCAGCUGGCUAAAGAAUGGGGUCUAGAAAAUGUUGAUCACACAUUCACAGAGGAGGAUUAUAGAACACUAACCAACUACAAAGCCUUCAGCCAGUUCAUGAGACCGAUGAUUGCUAAGAAGAACCCUAAAAUCCCCAUGUCUAAGAUGAUGACCAUUCUGGGGGCCAAAUGGCGGGAGUUUAGCUCUAAUAACCCAUUUAAAGGUUCGGCAGCAGCCGUCGCUGCCGCUGCUGCUGCCGCCGCCGCAGCCGUUGCAGAGCAGGUCUCCGCAGCAAUAGCAUCCCCUGAACCUCCUCCUCAGCCACCACCACUUCGCAAGGCCAAGACCAAAGAGGGAAAAGGCCCUGGCUUCAAAAAACGCAGUAAAAGUCCUCGUGUCUCCGACAAGAAGAAGCCCAAACCUAAGAAAAUGGCUCCUCUCCGCAUCAAACUGGGCGCAUUGGGCAACAAGAGGAAGAAGAGCAGCUCGAGCGAGGAGGUGGACGAUGACGAUUCUGAACAGGAGAACUCCAGCGUUCACAGUUCCUCAGUGCGCUCUGACAGCUCGGGACGGGUGAAGAAGAACAAGAGGGGUCGUCCUGCCAAGAAGAAGAAAAAAGUGCUAGGAGAUGAGGAUGCUGAUGGCUAUGAGACGGACCAUCAGGACUACUGCGAGGUAUGUCAGCAGGGAGGGGAGAUCAUUCUGUGUGACACCUGUCCUCGAGCGUACCACCUGGUGUGCCUGGAGCCUGAGCUGGAAAAAGCCCCCGAGGGCAAGUGGAGCUGUCCUCACUGUGAGAAAGAAGGGAUCCAGUGGGAGGCAAAGGAGGAAGACUUUGAGGACUUUGAGGAGGAAUGUGAUGAUGUCAGAGAUGUGGAGGUGGGGCUGGGUGGAGAGGAAGAGGAGGAUGAUCACAUGGAGUUCUGUCGCGUUUGUAAAGAUGGAGGAGAGCUCCUGUGCUGUGACUCCUGUCCGUCGUCCUAUCACAUUCACUGCCUUAACCCGCCACUGCCGGAAAUCCCUAAUGGAGAGUGGUUGUGUCCACGCUGCACUUGUCCAACAAUCAAAGGACGAGUGCAAAAAAUUCUCCACUGGCAAUGGGGUGAACCCCCACCUCCAGUUCCUGUCCCACCACCCCCAGACGCACCACCUGAUGCCCCGCCCCCUCCACCUAUGACGGGCCGUCCAGAAAGAGAGUUUUUCGUAAAGCUAGCAGGACAGUCUUAUUGGCACUGUACCUGGAUUACAGAGCUACAGCUCGAGAUCUUUCACUCUGUGAUGUUCCGGAACUAUCAGAGGAAAACAGACAUGGAUGAGCCGCCCAGUCUAGACUAUGGCUCUGGAGGAGAGGAGGAUUCUGGGAAGAGUGAGAAGCGGAGGGCCAAAGACCCUCAAUAUGCCAUCCUGGAAGAGAAAUAUUAUCGCUAUGGAAUCAAACCUGAAUGGAUGAUGGUGCACAGAAUAAUCAAUCACAGCGUGGAUAAAAAGGGGAACUACCACUAUCUAGUUAAAUGGAGAGAUCUGACCUAUGACCAGUGCACUUGGGAGAGAGACGAUCUGGACAUCCCUGAAUUUGGUGCAUACAAAGCUGCUUACUGGAGACACAGGGAGGAAGUGAUGAAGGAAGACCCAGAAAAACAGAGGAAGAUGAGGAGGAGAGAGGAGAAUGAUGAAGCUCCAGGCACACCAGUUAAUGAUCCGACUAUUAAAUAUGAGGAGCAGCCAGACUUUGUGACAGAAACAGGAGGAACGCUGCACCUGUAUCAGCUGGAGGGUCUGAACUGGCUACGCUUUUCCUGGGCUCAAGGCACAGACACCAUCCUGGCUGAUGAAAUGGGUUUGGGCAAGACCAUCCAGACCAUCGUCUUUCUCUAUUCACUGUUUAAAGAGGGUCACACCAAAGGGCCGUUCCUGGUGAGCGCACCGCUCUCCACAAUCAUUAACUGGGAGAGGGAGUUUGAGAUGUGGGCUCCUGACUUUUACGUGGUUACCUACACUGGAGACAAAGAUAGUCGAGCCAUCAUCCGUGAGAACGAGUUCAGCUUUGAUGACACUGCGGUGAAGGGAGGAAAGAAGGCCUUCAAAUUACGGAGAGAAGCUCCCAUUAAGUUCCAUGUGUUGCUGACAUCAUAUGAGCUGGUAACCAUAGACCAGAAUGUUCUCAAGUCCAUCGACUGGGCCUGUCUGGUGGUGGAUGAAGCUCACCGCCUCAAAAACAACCAGUCCAAGUUUUUCAGGAGGCUAAAUGAUUACAAGAUUGACCAUAAACUGCUGCUGACAGGAACUCCACUGCAGAACAACCUGGAGGAGCUUUUCCACCUGCUUAACUUCCUCACGCCCAACCGUUUCAAUAAUCUCGAGGGUUUUCUAGAGGAGUUUGCUGACAUCUCUAAAGAGGACCAGAUUAAGAAACUGCACGACCUGCUUGGACCACACAUGCUGCGGAGACUCAAAGCUGACGUGUUUAAGAACAUGCCAGCCAAAACUGAGCUGAUCGUACGAGUUGAGCUCAGCCCCAUGCAAAAAAAAUACUACAAAUUUAUCCUGACGCGCAACUUUGAGGCGCUAAACUCAAAGGGAGGAGGGAACCAGGUGUCUCUGCUCAACAUAAUGAUGGACCUGAAGAAGUGCUGCAACCAUCCCUACCUCUUCCCCGUCGCCUCUGCCGAAGCUCCUAAGACACCAAGCGGAGCUUAUGAAGGGGUCGUUCUCACAAAGUCUUCUGGGAAACUCAUGCUGCUGCAGAAAAUGCUCAGAAAACUGAAAGAACAGGGUCACCGAGUGCUCGUGUUCUCUCAGAUGACCAAGAUGUUGGAUUUGCUGGAGGAUUUCCUGGAUUAUGAGGGUUAUAAAUAUGAGCGAAUUGAUGGAGGCGUUACUGGAGCUCUGCGACAGGAAGCCAUAGACAGAUUCAAUGCUCCGGGGGCGUGUCAGUUUUGUUUUCUUCUCUCAACGCGAGCAGGUGGUCUGGGCAUCAAUUUAGCAACUGCAGACACAGUUAUCAUCUUUGACUCUGACUGGAAUCCUCACAACGACAUUCAGGCCUUCAGUCGGGCUCAUCGCAUAGGUCAGGCCAAUAAGGUGAUGAUCUACCGCUUUGUGACUCGAGCGUCUGUUGAGGAAAGAAUCACUCAAGUGGCAAAGAGAAAGAUGAUGCUUACGCACUUAGUAGUGCGGCCCGGUCUGGGCUCGAAAGCAGGAUCCAUGUCCAAACAAGAGCUGGACGACAUUCUCAAGUUUGGCACUGAGGAACUUUUCAAAGAUGAGAUUGAAGCAGGGGACAAUAAGGAUGAAGACAGCAGUGUAAUUCACUAUGACAACGCUGCCAUCGAGCGCCUGUUGGACCGCAGCCAGGAUGCCACGGAUGACUCUGACAUGCAGAACAUGAACGAGUAUCUGAGCUCCUUCAAAGUGGCUCAGUACACCGUCAGAGAAGAUGACAAGAUUGAAGAGAUCGAGAGAGAGAUCAUUAAGCAAGAGGAGAAUGUGGAUCCAGAUUACUGGGAGAAGCUCUUGAGGCAUCACUACGAACAGCAGCAGGAAGAUCUGGCUCGAAAUCUUGGCAAAGGAAAGAGAGUCCGCAAGCAGGUUAACUACAAUGACGCAGCCCAGGAGGACCAAGAGUGGCAUGCUGACAUUUCAGAUAACCAAUCAGAAUACUCUGUUGGCUCGGAGGAGGAAGACGAGGACUUUGAUGAGAGACCUGAGGGUCGCAGACAGUCUCGCAGGCAGCUCAGGAACGAGAAGGAUAAACCGCUGCCCCCCCUGUUGGCCAGGGUGGGUGGCAACAUCGAGGUGUUGGGCUUUAAUAUGCGUCAGAGGAAGGCCUUCCUGAAUGCUGUGAUGAGGUGGGGGAUGCCAGCUCAAGAUGCCUUCUCCUGCCAGUGGCUCGUGCGAGACCUCCGCGGCAAGAGCGAGAAAGAAUUCAAGGCGUAUGUGUCGCUCUUCAUGAGGCACCUUUGUGAGCCGGUGUCCGACGGUUCGGAAACAUUUGCUGACGGCGUUCCACGGGAGGGGCUUUGCAGGCAGCCGGUCCUCACGCGUAUAGGGGUCAUGUCUCUGGUUAAGAAGAAGGUACAAGAGUUUGAACACAUUAACGGGAAAUGGAGCAUGCCUGAACUAAAGCCAGAGGUUACUGUGGACUCCAAGAAAUCUUCAAGAGCCUCUUCACCUGUCAUGAAGACAGACACUCCCACACCUGAACCAAGCUGUAACAACACACCCUGCACUUCCAAACCAGCCACUCCCUCUCCAUCUGACAAGAGCGGCAAAGAGGGCGAGAAAGACGAUGGUGAGUCGCACUCAGAAGCAGAGAAAGAGAGAGAGAAAGAGGGGAAGGAGGGAGAGAGUGCAGAAAGCACAGAACAUGGAGAGACCACCUUGAAAGAAGGUGAGAAGGAUCCUGCAUCCAGUGAAAAAUCCCAAACAUCCGAAAGUCCAACGGCAGCUACUGACGACUCCAAAACGAAAGACAACUCCGACCUCCCUCCAUGUUCUCCAAAAGAAAAGAGCGAGAAAGACAAACGAGAGGAGAGCUCUGAGAAGGAGACCUCCCUUGAGAAAACAAAGGGAUAUUCCUCAUCUGAUUCCCCAUCCGUUAAAGAUGAGAACAGAGAGGCUGUGAGAGGAGAGAAGGGAGAGAAAAGAGAGAAGACCGGUGAAGAGAGGGACAAGAGAGAUGAGACACCUCCCACAGAAACAACAGAAAAGAAAGAGAGAUCAGAUAGUCAAUCUUCUGAUGUCAAAAAAGAGGAGGUGAAGGGUGAAAAAGAUGCUGAAAGAGCAAAAGAGGUCAGAGGUCAAAAGGAGGAGGUACCCAAAGGGAACGGCAAAUCCACAGAGCGUCCACGGUUCAUGUUCAACAUCGCAGAUGGAGGCUUCACAGAGCUGCACACUCUUUGGCAGAACGAAGAGCGGGCGGCCAUUUCAUCAGGCAAGCUCAUCGAGAUCUGGCACCGGCGACAUGAUUUCUGGCUGCUGGCAGGCAUUGUGUGCCAUGGUUACGCACGCUGGCAGGAUAUUCAGAAUGAUCCGCAGUUUGCCAUCAUAAAUGAACCUUUCAAGACUCAAGCCAACAAAGGAAACUUCUUAGAGAUGAAGAACAAAUUCCUUGCAAGGAGGUUUAAGUUGCUGGAGCAGGCCCUGGUGAUAGAGGAGCAGUUACGUCGGGCUGCGUACCUCAACAUGACCCAGGACCCCACUCACCCGGCCAUGGCCCUGAACGCUCGUUUCACUGAGGUGGAAUGUCUGGCCGAGUCCCACCAGCACCUCAGCAAGGAGUCGCUUGCUGGAAACAAACCUGCCAAUGCUGUCUUGCAUAAGGUUCUUAACCAGCUAGAGGAGCUAUUGAGUGACAUGAAGGCGGAUGUAAUGCGGCUUCCAGCUACACUCUCCAGAGUCCCACCAAUCACAGCCCGACUGCAGAUGUCAGAGAGAAGCAUCCUCAGCAGACUGGCCAACAAGGGCAACGAGACACACACGCCUCCGGUUAUUCCUCCGGGCCCCUAUGCCACACCACAGAAUUUUGGCUCCCCCUUUACACCUUCAGCUCUUACACUGGCUGGGUCCAACUACAGCCAGAUGCCUCCCGGCUCCUUCAUAUCAGAAGCUCCGUCCUGCCUGAAGACCAAGGAACAUGAUGUGCUGCAGCGCCAGAGGGUGAUAGACCUGUGGAAGGACGGCAAGUCGGAAGGGUCAAUUGGUCUGGAGCUCUGCAUGCCUAAAUCCACCGUGCACAGCAUCAUCGUCAAGUAUCGCCUCAGCAACACUGUGGAGAACCUCCCACGCAACGGUCGGCCCAAAAAACCUUGACUGAAGUAGUGACGGAUGGAGAUUUAAGAUCAGAGAGAAAUAAAGAGAUGGAUUGUAGAAUGUGAGGGACAGUUUUUAAAAGGGAAAAACUAAGAGCCUGACAAAGUGGGAAUGCGCUAGAGAGAAGGGGAAGGUAAAGUUAAAGGGGUACAGGAGGGUGGGAAUUUCUGAAGAUAUCAUAGAAUAAGGUAGCGAAGACGGAGAGAGACAAAUACCGAAGGGAAUAGACAGAAGGGAUCCGGAAUAGGGGAAAGUGAGUGGGCGAUUACUAGGAAGAAUAAAGAUUAUGUACUCUUUAAAUGACGAAUCUCAUGUAAACGACAGUAGACCGAUAGUGACAGUAGAAAUUGACCCAAAAUGUCCUGCGAAGCCGAUUGGACAGUCAGAAAGCAGCAGAGUCGACAAAAACACAGACCUCUUUUUUCACACACAACUUUUUUCCCCUUUCUACCUCUCUUCCAUUCUCACACUCUGUCUCUCUCCCCUUGCCCCCACCGCUCUCCCUCUUUCAUCUCUCGGUCCCAGAGAAAUCCCAGCAGAUUCAUUUUUCAUUUGGCCGGAGUGCUCGUUUAAGUGCCCGAAAACCUCCCUCCCUAAUUCCACUGCAAAUCAAUCUCUGCAUCCUUUUAUAUCUCGCUUUUUUAUCAUUCACUUUCUCCCAAACAAAAACGCAUAGCCGCAGAAGAGGCCUGCAGCUUCUCACAACACCAGAACUGAAGAAUUCCAAAGACUGAAGUUUUCCAAAAUACCACAAGAUUGUUUUCAAGCAUUAAACCCCCUGACCCAAUCAAAACGCUUUUGGAACUGAAGCAAACUGGAGUGCAGCUAUCUUGGCAUUUGUUUUCUUUUCUUGGAUACACUAGACCUCUUGGAAAUUCUCCCGGUUUUACCAUCUCCAACCGUGGACUCUGUGUUCCUAAAUAAGGACUCAAGAAAUCGUACAAGGCCAGUACGGUGGCACGAAACCAUAAGUUUCCAAGUCAGUGGAAAAGUCAUGAGUUUCACAUUCUGGCGCUCCAUAUUCACGAAGCGUGUCGUUCCGGAGGCUGAAACUCCAUCUUUUACAACCUGUUCUGAGGUCGCUCAGAAAAGACUUUCUAAUGGAAUGUGAAUUCUUCAUCACUUCAGCUCAUGCAAUACCAGCCGUUGAUUUUUGCAGCUGACUGGAGAUCAGUUUCUUGGUCUUCCCAAUAAAAGGAGUGCAUGCGCUGGCUCUGGGUCAGUGCAUGAGACCUGCACACACACAAACUAUUCAACCAGACCAAAUUCCUGUGCUGAAGCCAGAUUUAAUCCCCAGUAGGACAUACAGUACAUACAGUACAUGACUGUUGAGGACUCUCUGUAUUCAACAAAAAUGCACAAAUACACCCACAUACAGACACAUAGUCAAGACCCACUUGCCCCAAAAUAACGAAUCCGCCUACAUUCUCACAUGGCUCCAAAGUUUAUAUGACUUUGUUUUUUCUACAGUACACAAAAGGAGAUCUUUAAUGAAUAUACUGUAGGGUGGACGUAACACAAUGGUGUUACAUUAUAACUAUGUCUUAAUAAAGCCCAUAAGAAAGAAAAAUCACAGGUGAGAUGUCUAACAAAUCAGUUAUUUCUCCUAGACAUCAAGGACAUUAAAUGGAGAAGUCUCAGAUAUUUUUCUCAGAUGAGAAAAUGUCAACAAUGUCACAACUGAGCUCAGAUUUGCCAAGUCUGAAAUCAAGUCUCAAUAUGAAGAUUUCAAUAUGAACUUCUCAUCGAAUUUACCCAAAUCCAGAUUAUUUUACCUCUAUAAUAUGCUUUCAUUUCAAAGUUCCAUACUCUCCAUGUAUUUUAACAGUCAAUAGUCUCAUUUGUCCUUAUUUCUCUUAAGCAGUUUUAGGAGUCCAAGUUGAUAAAAUGAAACACAACUUAGAAAUCUGUCACAUCUAUGAGCAAUAACAUUCUCCUCUGGGAACGCCUAAGAAUGUCAGCAUAUAGGUAUUGCAUCUUGGUCAUCAUUUUCUUCAUGUACUCCCUUUGGUUUUUGUUAAAUACAGUCUAAUAUUUAGCAGUUUUACAGAUCAGCAUGACACCUUAUGACAUCACCUGUGCUGUUUACACUACAUUUGAUGUGCAGCAACAUUCACUACAGAAAACGUAUGUCAAUGGAGGUGUGAUGGUGUCUAAUUCAACAGUGAAAUUGCUCAAAUUUCUGUGCUUUGAAAAUUAUCAUGGAGCCACACAUACUAUACUGAUGCUCUUGGGUGCUUAGUCAAGCAAUAAAGUCCCAGUGAAAUAAAAAAUUACAAUUCCUAUUUUUUCAUGAAAUAUUACAGUGUUGUUUAUUGUCAAUAGCUUACCAAUGUAGGUCAUUCUCUUUUAAAAAUAUAUGUGGCUUCAUAAUCUUCAAUUAAAAUCUGAAAAUGCACUUCAGCCCUGUAGUGACUAUCCAAUGAUGUAAAUUAGACAGCUUGGGCGGAGCAUCCGUUAACUCCUCCCCUUCAACUCUCAGUCUGUUCCCAGUUCCAUUUCAAAAUGCAACAGCUGUUUUUAUACAUCCAAUCAAUUCGCAUUGAAAAUCAUAAACCAUGCCCAGUAUUUUUUCUCAUUCUAAAUUUCAUUUCACUCGGAAAUGCGUCAGAAUACGGAAGUAAAUGAUCGCAACUUCCAGUUCAUGGGGACUUUAAAGUGAAUCGUAGUGGUUUACUUAUUGUAUUGAGUAAACCCAACUGUGUAUUUAUGGAUCUCUUUUUGUGCACUGAACAAGACAUACAUGUUUAUAACAAUAUGAGUGUGAGUAAACAAUGGCAGAAUUUUUAUUUUUGCCUGAACUUAAUUUCUCACCAUGGGGUGUGUUGUAUUAUAGUGGAUAAAUGUGUGGGUCCACAUGGCUUUACAAACCCGUGCGGUACACUUCUGUAUCAAUGGACUGAGGCUAACUGUGCGUAUGUUUGCGUCUGCUGGUGCGCCCACCGUACGAGUGAAGAUUCAGAGCUGCUGGUGUGUGGCUUCCAUGUGAGUGUUUAAUUGUGUGAGUGUGCUGGUUGUUUAGAUAGGCUGGGUCACUGAGGCCAGCUGCCAUCUCUGCUUGUUUUUCUGGUUUACUGAAAAAGAAAGGAAGGAAUAGAGAGAGUGAGAGCUUAGGCAAGUCCAUACGCAAGCGCAAACUUGAUGCCCUCAGAUCAUGUUUGCAUAGAGAAAGUGGAUUUAAACGGUUGGAGAGAGAGACAGGCAGUCUCAUAUAGAGGGAGACUGUUGGAGAAAUAGUCAUUCCGUGUGAAAGAGGCUGCUUGGGACAGAGACACAGUCUUUAAAGACAGCCUGGGAGAGAGGCAGUCUGAGAAACAGAAAGUUCAGAAAAGAAAAAGCAGGAGUGUGAGCCAGAGAGAGAGAGACAGUCUGAAACAGACAGACCCAGAGAAAGGGACCCAGAGUUGUUGAUUGUAGAAGCAGGGAGUCAAAGUCACUCUGCGAUCUGAUUCUGAGUAAUGAAUUAUUUUCCUUGGCUCGUGUCGCAGGAGCAUGCAGUACGUUUGGAGAUAUGAAAGUCACCCAGCGGGUUUCUAGUGAAGGAGCCCCAACACAUUCCGAGAUUUCUCCAGAAGCUUUCUCAUCCGAAGGACCCUCAUUUUUCCUCUCUUAUUACAUGUUUACCAAAUGGUGCCAGUCUUAAUCAGAUAAUUGAAGUCAACAGUUAGUAUCAGCCUGUUCCAUUACGCAUUCUUCUGCCCGCUCAAAAAUAUCAAUCUCUGCCAAAAUCUGUAACGCAAAAAUUGACUGUGGCAUUAUUGUCCUUAAAGAAUCUUUGGUUGUGUAAUUUGAGGAACAUGAGCCAAGAGGGAUUGUCUUUUUCAAGGUCUUAAAACUGCUUCUGCAAGUUUAGGCUUGAGAUGAAAUAGACAGCCAGUGUACACAAUGAAGAUAGUACAAGAUCUGACCAAGAUAUUGCACAACCAGUCAGUGACUUUGUUCAAAUGUCUAAAAGUGUACAGGGUACAGCAUCUGUACGGUGUUUUGAUUUGACUAGAUUAGAGUUUUUGUCCGAGUACAAGAUUGGUGUUGAUAUUGUAGCAAGGCCUAUUUGUAUGUAGUAUGCUGGAACUUUCUGGAGGGUCAGUUCCUCGAACCAAAGGUUGCAAAUGCUAUAACACCAUUUACUGUAUGAAAUUUAGAAUAAAAUGACAUUCAUUCAGUGUUGGCUGAUUAUAGUCUUUACAUGUUUUCGAAACCCAUUUCUAGAACUAGAAAAUACUCUGAAGAGUUUUUGAAUGGUUCAGUUUUUGAAUGGUUCAUUUUUUUUGAAUGGUUCAUACUGUGUGAGUCUACAAUAAAAUCCAGAAGAGCAGCAAAUGAAGCUAAAGAAUUUCUAACACUAUACACUCACUAUGUGUGUGUGCUUGUUGAAAAAUAAAACUUGAUAUUAUUUGUGCUUUACAGUGAUCCUCGCAUAUAUUUUGUAUUAUUAUUCUAUUACAUGAUAUUCUCACUUUGUUUACUCAAUAAAGAAUUAUCACAACGAUUUACGGAGUGGAAAGUAUCAUUU
Messenger RNA from Triplophysa rosa, 11007 nucleotides. RefSeq names its product chromodomain helicase DNA binding protein 3 (gene chd3). Gene Ontology annotation, molecular function: DNA binding; ATP binding; ATP-dependent chromatin remodeler activity. Gene Ontology annotation, biological process: chromatin remodeling; negative regulation of transcription by RNA polymerase II. Gene Ontology annotation, cellular component: nucleus; chromatin; NuRD complex. Lineage: Eukaryota; Metazoa; Chordata; Actinopteri; Cypriniformes; Nemacheilidae. The record is from RefSeq and is a predicted model, not a curated record. The coding region runs from base 207 to 6494 and encodes 2095 amino acids. The transcript has 40 exons.